Messenger RNA from Oryza brachyantha (malo sina), 2871 nucleotides. RefSeq lists its product as uncharacterized. The transcript is spliced from 17 exons. The record is from RefSeq and is a predicted model, not a curated record. NCBI's taxonomy places the organism in Eukaryota, Viridiplantae, Streptophyta, Magnoliopsida, Poales, Poaceae. The coding region runs from base 84 to 2603 and encodes 839 amino acids.
CAUCAACCGCAACCCAAUUUCUCUCCUUGCGAUCUCUCCAAUCUCCACUAAUUCGAUCGAUCGGGAAGAAGCAGCGGCAAUCCAUGGCACUCCGCGCGCUCGACAACACGAUGCCGGCGGCGACGCCGGAGCGGCCCAAGAAGCUGCCCAAGCUGUCCACCGCCGCCGCCGUCCCGGCCGCCUCGCCGCAAGGGAAGACGAAGAAGAACGACGAGAACUCGGCGCCCAAGGCGACGGCGGCGGGGGAGCAGGCCGUGGAGUACGUCCGCUCCGAGGAUCUCCAGCCGGUGGCCCACCCCAAGGCCAAGGUCGCCGGGUUGGUGGCGGGGCUGGACUCCAAGGACUGGGUCAGCGCGUGCGAGGCGCUCAACGACGCGCGCCGCCUCGCCAUCCACCAUGCCUCCCUCCUCAACCCGAUCCUUGGCAAGGUGUUGCUGGCCAUCGUGAAGACGAUGAAGAGCCCCCGCAGCGCGGUGUGCAAGACGUCCAUCAUGGCGUGCACCGACGUCUUCAACUCCUUCGGCAACCUCCUCUCCUCCGCCUCCGACGACGCCUUCGACAAGCUGCUGCUGCAGCUGCUGCUGAAGGCGUCGCAGGACAAGCGGUUCGUGGCCGAGGAGGCGGAGAAGGCGAUGCGCGCCAUGGCGGCGUCGAUGCCUCCCCUGCCGCUGCUCAAGAAACUCAAGUCGUACGUCCACCACGCCAACCUCCGGGUCAGGGCCAAGGCCGCCGUCGCCAUGUCGCACUGCGCCUCCAGAAUGGACAUGGAGACGAUGAAGGAGUUCGGGAUGUCGGCGCUGCUGCAGGUGGCGGCGGAGCUGCUGAGCGACCGGCUGCCGGAGGCGCGCGAGGCCGCGCGCGGCAUGGUGAACUCGAUGCACGCCGCGUUCUCCAGGGAGGCCGCGGCGCCGGCGGGCGGGGAGGAGGGCGAGGCGGCGGCCGCCGCUGCCGUGGCCGCGUCGUGGGAGAGCCUCUGCUCGCUCAGCCUGCCGCCCAUCUCGGCGCAGUCCGUCGCCAAGAUCGUCUCGCAGCCGCAGCCGCGGAUGACCACGAAGCGUGCAUGCAUCCAUCCUCCGGAAACAACGACAUCGGCGCCUGUCUGCGUCGGUCGCCAGUUCGAGCGAUCGCCUCCGGUUCCGGUCGUGGUGGUGGCGGUGGGUAUGGACGGCGGCGGCCAGGAGGUCGCGCGGCGGCACGGCGCGGUGGCGGAGGAGGAUCCUGACCGGCACCGACGUGACCACGCGGGGGACGAAGACGAUGUCGAGAAGGCGCCUCCUCGCCGGGGCACACGGGUUGCCUCGCUCGACGUCUUCCGUGGCCUCACCGUCGCUCUGAUGAUACUGGUGGACGGCGCCGGCGGCGAGUGGCCGGUGAUCGGGCACGCGCCGUGGAACGGCUGCAACCUCGCCGACUUCGUCAUGCCCUUCUUCCUCUUCAUCGUUGGCAUGGCUAUUCCUCUCUCCCUCAAGAGAAUUCCAGACCGCAGCCGAGCCGUGAGGAGAGUAGUGUUGAGGACACUGAAGCUGCUCUUCUGGGGAGUUCUGUUGCAAGGUGGUUACUCCCAUGCUCCUGAUGACUUGUCUUAUGGAGUUGAUAUGAAGAGCGUAAGAUGGUGUGGUAUUCUCCAAAGGAUUGCUCUUGCUUACUUGGUGGUUGCAGUUCUAGAAAUCGUAACGAAGAAUGCGAAGGUUCAGGACCAGUCAAGUUCAGGCUUCUCAAUUUUCAGGAUGUACUUCUCCCAGUGGAUUGUUGCUUGUUGCAUCCUUGUGAUAUACCUGUCCCUUGUUUAUGGAAUUUAUGUUCCUGACUGGGAUUUCAGAGUGUCAGAUGUUAAAAGUCCAAACUACGGCAAAAUCUUCACAGUAACAUGUGGUACAAGGGGAAAAUUAAGUCCUCCUUGCAAUGCUGUAGGUUAUAUUGACCGCAAAGUUCUUGGUAUCAACCAUAUGUACCACAAACCAGCAUGGAGGAGGCACAGGGACUGUACUGAUGAUUCCCCACAUGAGGGACCUUUUAAAACUGAUGCCCCAGCGUGGUGUUAUGCACCGUUUGAACCUGAAGGGAUCCUAAGCUCACUGUCCGCGGUUUUGAGUACGAUCAUCGGGGUGCAUUAUGGGCAUGUGCUUGUUCAUAUGAAGAGUCACACUGACAGACUAAAGCAGUGGUCUAUCAUGGGCAUAACUCUCCUUGUUCUUGGACUCACUCUGCACUUUUCACAUGCAAUUCCUCUAAACAAGCAACUGUACACCCUCAGUUACAUCUGUGUUACUGCCGGCGCAGCUGGAAUUGUGUUCUGCAUGUUGUACUUCCUGGUUGACAUGCUGAACCUGCGCUACCCAUUCGCACUCCUGCAAUGGACCGGCAUGAACGCGAUGCUGGUGUACGUGAUGGCGGCAGCAGGCAUCUUCGAAGGUUUCCUCAACGGGUGGUACUACGAGGGCACCAACAACACUCUGGUUUACUGGGUGAGGAAGCAUGUGUUCGUCAAGGUGUGGCACUCCACACGUGUGGGCAUCCUCCUCUACGUCCUCUUCGCGCAGAUCUUGUUCUGGGCCCUCGUCGCCGGCGUCCUCCACCGCGCUCGCCUCUACUGGAAGCUCUAGGCACAGCGGGAACGAGAUCCUCUUACGUAAAUUUCGUGACUUCGCGUUACUGACAUGUGGACUCGUAGAGAGAGAUGGACUCACUUGUCACAAAGUCAUCACGUUUCGUUGGAGGAUUAGUAGUCCUGACUCCUGAUUGAUUUAUAAGCCACUUUGAUUGGAAUUAUGCACUUCUUGUGCAGUACGGGUCAUGUACAGUUUCACUUGAUGGCCAAAAAAUUCCGAAUUUGUUGGGAUUUAGAGAAAAAAUGUUUAAAUUCGGUGUAAA